GCAGUAAAAUACAAAGAAACCCCAGCUCCCUAAGACCUUGACGCACCCAAAACCAAGGCUAAAACACCCUUUGAAGACAAAAAUCCAACAAAUUCUCGGAAAUAGAAAAGAAAUUUUUAUUUUCUCUAGAAAGACAAUCUCUCUAAUUAAGUAACUUUUUUCUUCAUUUUUUUUUGGUUCAUUUGUUUGGACCUCUGUUAGCCCUUUGCCCUUUACAAUUCUUUAGCUUUGAUCAGUUUCAGUUUCCCUUCUUUCCAUUAGCUUCUCUCUCUCUCUCUGUCUCUCUCUGCUAACUUUUUUAGAGAGUUGAAGACUUAAAGAAAUUUGCCUUGCUUCUUCUGUCUUUCUUUUGUUUUCACCCUUUGAUCAUUCUUAAGCAAGAUCAUCAAUCAAAACAAGAUCCAAAUCCUGUUUUCUAUUGCUCUGUGAUCUUCUGUUGUUAGUUCAAACUUAAAAAAAAACCAUGGCUAAUCGGUGGUGGGCAGGGCAAGUAGGACUACAGGGAAUGGAAACAUCAGCUACUUCAUCAUCUCCAAUGAAGAAACCAGAUCUGGGGAUAUCCAUCACAAACAAUGGAGAAACGGGAAGUGGAGGAACUGGGGAAGAAGAAGAAGAAGAAAAAGAGCAUAGCGACGAGCCCAGGGAAGGUGCUAUAGAAGUCUCCACUCGUCGUCCUCGAGGUCGUCCACCAGGCUCCAAAAACAAGCCCAAACCACCUAUUUUUGUCACUAGAGAUAGCCCUAAUGCACUAAGAAGUCACGUUAUGGAAAUUGCCAAUGGUUCUGAUGUAGCUGAAACCCUAGCUCACUUUUCUAGAAGAAGGCAAAGAGGGGUUUGUGUUCUUAGUGGAAGUGGAACUGUCACUAACGUGACACUCCGGCAACCUUCUGCUCCUGGGGCAGUCAUGGCUCUUCAUGGUAGGUUUGAGAUUUUGUCUCUGACUGGUGCCUUUUUGCCUGGACCAGCUCCUCCAGGGUCAACCGGGUUAACAAUAUACCUUGCUGGUGGGCAAGGGCAGGUGGUUGGAGGUAGUGUAGUAGGGUCACUGGUGGCAUCAGGGCCUGUUAUGAUAAUAGCGGCAACUUUCUCUAAUGCUACUUAUGAGAGGUUGCCUUUGGAGGAGGAAGAAGAAGGAGCUAGUGGUGCUCAAGGGCAGCUUGGUGGUGGUGGAAGUGGCGGGUCGCCACCAGGGAUUGGCAGUGGCAGUGGAGGGCAUCAUCAAGGUGGGAUAGGUGGUGCUGAUGGUUCAGGAUUGCCAGUUUAUAAUAAUUUGCCACCAAAUUUGGUUCCUAACGGUGGUCAGCUGAACCACGAGGCUUAUGCUUGGGCUCAUGGUGGAAGGCCACCUUAUCAGUAAAGAGAAGAGGAAGUAAAUUAAAUAGAAAUGCUUGUGAGAGGAACGGAUUCAGGUAUUUAAUUUCUAUUGAAUUGUUCUGAUGAGAGAUAUAUAUUAAAGAAAAGA
This is a messenger RNA of Theobroma umbraticum, 1462 nucleotides long. The record is from RefSeq and is a predicted model, not a curated record. Lineage: Eukaryota; Viridiplantae; Streptophyta; Magnoliopsida; Malvales; Malvaceae.